UCUUGGUGGAGGAUGAGAAUGGUCCAUCUGUAUUCUAUACAGUGCACGUAAAUAUAAUACUAUUGUUGCGGUCGACAUGGCUUAAUCACCAAUUGAUGGAUUUUACACUAAAUUACACCUUGUAAUUGUAGCAAACAACUUUAGUUUUGCUGCUAGUGUGCGAACGAAGGGAACCUGUCUCUUUCAGGACACAGGUGAUAGCAUGCCGCUCCUGCUGUAGGCCUCGUUUUAGGCCAAAUUCAUCAGGUAGCAACUUGAAGAAUCAAAAUGGUACGAGGAGAACAGGUUAACCUGAAGAAAGUCAUUCUGUUCACUACAUUCUUCUUCACGAUAUACUAUUCGGGAAAAGGAUGUCUCCUGCCGUAUCUAACACUGUAUUUCCGACAGCUUGGACUAUCUGCAACGCAGACAGGAAUGCUGUUUGGUGGGAAAGCCCUAGUCGGAUUCUGGACAGGGCCGGCAUGGGCUAGAUGCGCCAGACGUUACAAAAAGAGACGUAUAAUUCUUAUGAUAUCACUGUUUAUGGCCAUAGCAGGAAACCUUGGUUUGACAUUAAUACCGCCUGUAGAUAAAGCUCUGUCAUUGGUCUAUUGCCCAAAUGAUAAUCAUACUGAUGGUGUACACAAGGGCGGAGGUAACGGCCAUACAAAUAUUACGCAUACGUCAACUAAUCCGAGUUUAGUACAGUCAACACCAUCACCUGAAAAGGUCACUGAACCAAAUGUUAGAUUAACGUCUCCAACAUUUGGAAGUUUUUCAAAUGAAGCAACAGCCACUAGUGAACAUUCUGUCUUUGCUAAUGCUCUGCAAAAGAGUUAUGAUAGAUACAAGAAAAAACAGAAUGCGAAAGGAAAAGAGGUCAGUAUGGAAAAAUUCCUUGACUGGCUUAAAUCACAUGAUGCUGAUCUUUAUAGCGCUGUUUUGGCGCAUACUUUACCGCCAGAUUUUGGUGACAGACAGAAGAGGGAAGACAGUGCCAGUGAUGAUGCUGACACCUCCAUCAACUCUGGCACCACCAGAUGGUCUCUAAAGGGACUUCAGAACCAAAUGUUCACUUUGAAAGACCAGUUCAUGGACCUAGAGUAUCGCACAUUUAUAUUUGCACUAAGUGUUAUUCUCAUUGGUGAAUUAUUUGCUUCACCGGGGCAAGAAAUAUGCGAGGACGCUCUUUAUGAGACAUUGGAUUCCGUAGAUGAAGUGGAGAAGUACGGUUCUCAUCGAAGUUACGGAUUAUUCGGUUAUGGAUUUUUCGCAUUCAUCACUUCAAUCAUAGUUGACAAUGCAAGUUGUAUUAUAUUUCCAGAUACAAGUCGUCUUAUGAUUUAUUUUUAUUCAUUUGCGAUUUUCUUUGGAUUGGCAUUUCUCUUGGCUUUUUGCUAUCCGAUUUACACAGAUUCUAAAGUAAGAAACCGCAGUAAGUAUGUAAAGGGCCUGAAAGCAAUUUUGUCGAGUCGAUCUAAUGCAAUGUUCGUAAUCACUAUGAUUUUCGCUGGUGCCUUCCAAGCAAACAUCACAAACUUUCUGUUCUGGUUGCUGCAGGACCUUGGGGGCAGUGAGUUGCUGUUUGGUUCUGUCGUAUUUAUUAGUACAAUAUGCGAAAUACCAUUGUUGUAUCUCGGCAUAUUCCUUGCCAAGAAGAUCUCAAACAUUGGAACAGUUGCACUUGCAAUGUUUUUCUUAUCUGUUCGUUGUUUGCUGUACUCGUUUCUUCAGCACCCGUGGGCUGUUCUGCCAAUUGAACUUUCGCAUGCUUUCAGCUACGGAGCAUUGAUGGGUGCUGUGUCAUCCUUAGCCGAGCAAAUAGCGCCACCUGGAGAGGAACGUUCUGUUGAGCACAUAUUCAUGUCACUAUACUGGGGAUUUGGUUACGGCUGUGGUUGCAUGAUUGGUGGGUACCUGUAUGAUAAAGUAGGACUUGUGAUUUUGUUUCAAGGGUCAGCUGUGUUGGCAUUUAUCUGGGCAACUAUUGUCAUAGCAACCGCUAAGCUGGUCCCGCAAAAGAAGAAAACAUUACACUAUGCAAGUUUGUUGCAGGGUGGAGAUGAAGACGAUAUAAGUGACGAUUCAGAUGAAAUGUUUAGUGAUGAUUGGUUAGUAAAUGCAUUGAAUGAAAAGUAAGAUAACCAAGUGUAAGCCUUGUGUGGAUUUGAAUUUAAGAACUGAAGUCUGCUUAAAGUAUUUAUCUGGCCAAUCAUGAGCUUUUAUUUACAUUCGCAGAGUUUUUAAUAGCCAGGACUAAUUUUCUGUUUAUUUUGUAGAAAAUAUAAAUAAAAAGGAUAGUGAUGUAAGACUUCAAUCAAAUUAUGAACAAACACUGAAAACAUAACCGAAAAAAUAUGUUUUCUCUUCAGAUGAUGAUGUCAUUUUACAUUUAUAUAUGACCAUGAUUAUGUCAUAAUUAUACCCAUAUAUGGGCAAAUCACAUGUGUUUGUCACAUUAUAUUUUGGAGUGUGGUUACAGCCUUGUAAAAAUGUAUAUACAGUAUAAGGCUGUAACCACCUACACUAUACCACAUUCUGUUUCCAACCAAGAUAUUCGAAGAACAACUAAACGUAUACAUUUUGUAGAUUACCGUUGCUGUUGUGUAUCUUUUCUCUACUUCCAAAGUAGAAUCAAGGCAGUGUAGAUAAUAGGUUUAUAAUUUGAGUUAUGUGUUUUUAAAUAAUUUACAAUUGUAUUUUUCAACAGAAAUUAUUCUUAAUCAGUGGAAACCAUUUGUAGUAUAAGUUUUUCAGGUUAUAUUAUCUUUUUUUAAAUGAGUUACAUACUUCAUGACACAUGUAAACUUGACCAAAGUGCUUCUCAAUAAUGUGCAUUCCAGAUAAUUAAUUUACAAAUGAUUAAAAUUGUUCACGGUGCAAUUAUUUUAAUACCUACAGGUACACGUAGACUUUAGGAAGAAACCUUGAAUAGAAGCCCAGACUGCUUCUUUUGUCUUGCGAACUUUGGAUGGGCUUCUUUACGAGAUGGGCUUUAAGCCAAUUGUGCAAAGUACUGUAAAGAGGAGGGGGAGGGGGGCCUUCUUUUGAAAAUGAAUGCUGUAAAUUUUAGGAAUGACAGCUAUAAAACAAUAAAUAAGGCCACUGUAAUAUCAGUCUGAUUCAUGUGUAUGUGUAUGAACCAGCAUUGAAUCACUUAAACUACCGCGUAAACGUUUUAAUUUAUUUAAAUUAAUUUUAUUUAUUUAUGAAAUUCAUGUACGGUGUAUGUACUGUUCUUGAAAAGAAUGAAUGUGUCUUUGAGAUGGGUUCUUUUCAAGGCUACUUUUGCAAACUAUAGAGGGGGCUUCAAUUCAAGAUGGGCUUCUUCUCUAGAUUAAGCCCAUUGGGCUUCUAUUAGAGGUUUCAAAAUAGUUUGUGGUGAGAUUCGCAUGUUAUAGCUUCUUUAUAAUUAUGGUCAUAUGAUGAACUAUUUUGCAACACAUUAAUUUGCAAAAUAGAUGAUUGUUUUUAAAGAAAAUUAAAAUUGUUUUCCAAUUAAUAAUUUGUACUUUUUUACACAUGUAAUUGCAAUAAUUAAAGUAGGAAUCCGCUUGCUAAAAACACAAGUUUACUGUAAAAAACAAUUCCAACAUUGCAUCAUAUUUUUGUAUUUAAUACAGUAAAUUAGUACCUGUAUGUCUUCAGCUGAGCAAAGUGAUGUUUACGUGGAAAUUUUCAAUUUUACUCUGUAGAAAUUAUUAUAGAGUUAAACUUGUCUAAGUCGUUCUUAUUUUAUGUAGAAUUUUAUCUAAGUCGUCGGUAUUAUUUUACAUCUAUAAAGUGGAACAAUAUUGCAAUGGCAUUUUGCAUUCGACCUAGGCAAGUUCAACUGUAUAUCUGUAUUAUAUACUGUAAAUUACUCUAAAAAUAUUAAAAUAAUUCUAAAUAAUGUAAAAUAUUCAUAUUAAUAGUCUUUGCAAACGAUGUUACAUUCACAACACCUGGUGAACUGGUGCCAGAUACAUAUGAAUAAUGUAUUUGAUUGCUGAAUUCAUUCUCAUACAACUGUUCAUUCAUAAACAUAAACAAUGGCGGUAUUCAACUGGUAAUUCCGUGUUAAACCAUAAAAAAAUGCAAAAUAAAUCACAUACUGUACGAUGAUAUGCCACAAUUGGAUCUAACAUGGCCUAUUCCAAGUUGAUAUCAUCAGAACACAAAUUGUGAUUUUGGAUUUAGCUUCAUUUAUUUUAUGAGAUAUGUAAAUUAAUAACAUUUUUUUCCUCACUGGCAAAUUGGCUAUAUUUGUUUUUGUGGUCAUACGGGAAAAAACCUUCCAAAUUCAUUUACUCUUGUUUUCUCAUUCUCGACAGAGUCUACUUAAUCAACAAGCCAAAAAAGUGUUAAGUAAAAAAUGUACCAGAAAAAUACAGCCGUUGUGGUUUAUGUUCAUUGCAUAAGUAAAUGUGGGAUACAAUGACUGUGAUUGAAUAAUUGACUUAUAUUUUAUGUUUUCUCUUGGCAAAUUUGGUAUAAUUUUAAUUACAGAAUUUUGAUUUAUAUUAAAAGCUUUUUACUCAAAUUUGUUAAA
Messenger RNA from Anneissia japonica, 4510 nucleotides. Its product is annotated as major facilitator superfamily domain-containing protein 6-like protein B. The record is from RefSeq and is a predicted model, not a curated record. Gene Ontology annotation, cellular component: membrane. Bases 268 to 2118 code for a protein of 616 amino acids. Lineage: Eukaryota; Metazoa; Echinodermata; Crinoidea; Comatulida; Comatulidae. The transcript has 2 exons.